Molecule: messenger RNA, 1265 nt
Organism: Nematostella vectensis (starlet sea anemone)
Lineage: Eukaryota; Metazoa; Cnidaria; Anthozoa; Actiniaria; Edwardsiidae
Product: E3 ubiquitin-protein ligase NRDP1
Exons: 1
Coding region: 181-1101 (306 amino acids)
Molecular function (GO): metal ion binding
Source: RefSeq, a predicted model, not a curated record
UAGCAGGUAGAGGUCACGCAUAAAUAGCACGCAUAAAACACUGUGACCACAAGCGCGUGAUUAAUUUUGUAGCACAAGAGAUCAGUGAAGGUGGUGAAAACUACGCUGUGUCCAAGAACACGGACCUUCCUUCUAAGUCACAAGAGAAAAGCUUUAGAAGCUUGGGAGAGGAAAAACAACAUGGGUUACAGCGUUCAACAGUUUAUCGAGAAAGUUGAUCCGAAUUUACUGUGCGGUAUUUGCGCGGAGGUUUUAGAACGGGCCGUGCUGACACCCUGUGGGCACUCGUUUUGUGGAGUGUGUUUGGAAACGUGGAUGAACGCGAAGCUGGGGGAGAACGAGAAGUGCCCUGCGUCGUGUCCUUCGUGUCGCGCGGAUCUCUACCAAGGCGACACAAUACCCGUGCUAGCUCUACGUGGGAUAGUCGACGGCCUUAUCGUUCACUGCCCGAACGCAGAUAAUGGGUGCAAACUGGUGUUGAAGUUAGAGGGCGUUGAGGGACAUCUAAAGUCGUGUUCACACGCGCCGGUACAAUGUUGCGGGUGCUCUGCUUUUCUUAAACGUGGCGAACUGGCGGAGCAUCAUAACACUUGCGCGGUGAUCAAUAAACUCUCCAUUAUCAAAUACUUUACAAAGGGGAACGCUUCCGUGGACGAUCUUACCAGUCAGAUCACUGUAUUAGAGUUGGACUUACAGAAAACAAAGGAAGCUCUCAAGGAGUCCGAGAGCACCGCUAAAAAAGUUGAAAGGGAACUAAGGGAAAUGAAAUUCCGGAUGCAGAAUUAUUCCGAGGAAGAAGAGGAUGAGUUUGAUAGCGAUUUUGACCCGGAGUACAGCUAUGGUUACUCACCUCAAAGUAUAGCGCAGCUCUCUAGUCUAAUAUCGCGGUAUUUGCUCUCUAAGCCGUAUUAUAUUGACCGCGGGUACACAUUUGCCGCGCUCAAGCGCUGCUUUGACUACUACCAUAGCUACCCUGGCUACUCGCAAGAUGUGAAUAUGCUCAUAGCUACGGCGUUCGCGAGCAAUUGGUUCACAGAAAGCCAAAGAAACAAUUUUGAAAUAUGGCUAGAAAGUAUCGCCAGGGAUAGAUAUUUACGGUAGCCAAACAAUCUUGCUAUAUUCAGGACAUAAUUCAAAUUUUUGUAUAAACACAUGUGAACAAAGAGUUCUAUCAUAUAGAGAUAACGAAUGCAUUAGAGCGUAGAUUAGAAAACUAUGAAUACAAUAUGAUGUAAAGCUAUGAAAUAAAUAAUCGCGUUAAAAUA